AUUUCAGUUUCACAUGUUGGAUCACUUCCGCUAGUGUCUUUCUCUAUUCGAUAUCGGUUCACUUGGUUUUAAACCAUGGGUCGAGUAAUUCGUGCUCAGCGUAAAGGUGCUGGAUCUGUCUUCAGAUCCCAUACGAAAAGGAGAAAGGGAGCACCUAAACUCCGUUCCUUAGAUUUCUCUGAAAGGCAUGGGUACAUUAAAGGUGUUGUAAAGGAUAUUCUUCAUGAUCCUGGCCGUGGAGCACCUUUGGCUGUUGUGCAUUUCCGUGACCCAUACAAAUUCAAAACACGUAAAGAAUUAUUUAUUGCACCUGAAGGAAUGUACACUGGACAGUUCCUUUACUGUGGAAAAAAAGCAAAUCUUCAAAUUGGAAAUGUGAUGCCUGUUGGUCAAAUGCCUGAGGGUACCAUUGUUUGUAAUUUGGAGGAAAAAACUGGUGAUAGAGGUAGAUUGGCUAGGGCUUCAGGAAACUAUGCCACAGUUAUAGCUCACAAUCCUGAUACAAAGAAAACCAGGGUAAAAUUACCAUCUGGUGCCAAAAAAGUAAUUCCAUCUAACAACAGAGCAAUGGUUGGCAUUGUUGCUGGUGGUGGACGAAUUGAUAAACCAAUUCUUAAAGCUGGCCGUGCUUAUCACAAGUACAAGGCAAAGAGGAAUUGCUGGCCUAAGGUUCGUGGUGUUGCUAUGAACCCUGUUGAGCAUCCUCACGGUGGUGGUAAUCAUCAACAUAUUGGUAAAGCUUCCACAGUUAAGCGUGGAACCAGCGCUGGUCGUAAGAUUGGUCUUAUUGCUGCGCGUCGUACAGGAAGAAUUAGGGGAGGAAAGACCGACACGAAGAAAGACGAUUAGAUUGAACAUUGAUUAAAUUUUGAAACUUCUACAAUAAAACAUUUAAAAAUGGA
Molecule: messenger RNA, 902 nt
Organism: Osmia lignaria (orchard mason bee)
Lineage: Eukaryota; Metazoa; Arthropoda; Insecta; Hymenoptera; Megachilidae
Gene: RpL8
Product: ribosomal protein L8
Biological process (GO): cytoplasmic translation
Cellular component (GO): ribosome; cytosolic large ribosomal subunit
Molecular function (GO): structural constituent of ribosome; RNA binding
Source: RefSeq, a predicted model, not a curated record